UAACGAUGUACAUGAGAAAGAGAGACGACUGGAAAGUGCGAAUGAGCUAGGCGGGAAACAAGCUCAUGGCGGGAAAUCUGAUGUGUGGCGGGGAAUUCAAAAUGACGGCAACUGGAAAAAAGAGCGUCAAAUCAAAUUUGCCGCCGAAAAAGGAGCAACGUGUCACCCCAACACAACAUCCAUCAGCCACCACCAGGCCCGAACGCACCGAUCAACGGUGCCCGGCCUCCGCCGAUCCGAUCGUGCAAUUUCCAAAAUGGCUUCUACAGGGAAGAAAGCUAAGAAGAAAAAGAAGACCACCAUCAGUAUCGUUGGGCCCCCGGUUUUCACCAACGCUGCGCUCUCCACCGAUAGUUGGGCCGACCAGUCUGAAAUAGAACUGAUUGAGUCCAUCCGCAAUGUCAACACAGACAUCAAUCUGCCUAAAGCGCCGAGGUCCACGCGAGAAUGUGAAUUUGACGAUUCUCAGGUGCCAACAUCGCCCCCGUAUCAGGCGCAUCUUACGAAUAUUCCGUUCGACAUCACCGAAGAUGAAAUCAUAGAUCACUUCGGGAAAUUCACUAUAAUAAACUGUACCUUACCAAAAGAUGGGAGGAACUCAUCACGACUAAAGGGUUAUGGAUACAUCGAGUUCGAACUCCGAGAGGAGCUCAUUUCUGCUCUUUGUAUCGGAGAAAUGAAUGUGAAGGGCCGUCGGAUGAAAAUUGACUUGCCAGGCAACAAAGAUGGCCGACCGAUGGACUUCCGUGACCGACAAGGCCGUGACAUGGGUCACCGCCAGGGCAGCCGCAUGGGUGAAGGCGAUCCUGAGGACCCAGAGCGUACCGAGAGCGAUUGGCGAAACGCCCCAAGACCUGCCAUGCCUGAAAGAGAGGGCUUCCGGCGGGACGGUUUCCGGAGCGACGACCGGGACAGAGAUCGCGACCGCGACCGGGAUCGCGGGUUCUCCAAGCGGCCCGGCUUCGACCGCGACGAGAAGCCCAAGGACCUCGACGGCGACUCCUGCUGGCGCGAAGGCGACCGCGCUCCCCCACCCGCGCGCGAGCCCCUCGAACGCAGCAACGGCUGGCGCGAGCCUCGAGACCGCAGCGGCGGCGGCGGCUUCGAACGCCGCGGCGACAGGGACCGAGACAGGGACGACCGACGCGACAGGGACCGCAACGGCUUCGAGCGGAUCCGACAGGAACGCGAGCGCGAAAGGGACGGCUCCAAGAACCGCGAACGCGAUGGAAGUCUCGACUGGCGCGCGGACAUGGGCGGCGAGCGAGAGAGCCGCGCCUUCGACCGCCGCGACAGGGACAGCGGCUUCGGACGCCGCGACAGGGAUCGAGACGGCGGCGGGUUCGAAAGGCGAGGAAGGGACGGGUUCAGGGAUCGCGGUGAUCGUGAUCGCGAUGGGUUCGGAAGGAGGGACAGGGAUGAGGAUCGAGAUCGAGGUUUUGGAAGGAGGGAUCGGGAUAUGGGUUUCGAGCGCAAGGGGGAUCCGGACCAGAGCGAGAAGGGCUGGAGGGAUGAGCCAAGGGUUAUCCCGACGCCGAGGCCGAACGCCAGGCCGGUCACCCCGACGCGGCAGGAGGAGAGAAGGGAUGCGUCGCCUGCGCCGAGAGAGCCGGCUAAGGAUGGGAGCAGAGAGGGGUCUCCGGUCAGAGAAAAGAGAGAUGAGCCCCCAGCAACACGUAAGCCUUUGAAUCUGAAACCGCGAACAGCGCCCAUCAGCAACACACCAGAGGUAGUGCCAAGCUCCGUGUUUGGAAACGCCAAGCCUGUUGACACAGCAGCGAAAGAAAGGGAACUGGAAGAAAAGUGGAAAGCGCGAGGCAGGCCAGAGCGGGAGCCUAAGGAGGGCGGCGAAAAGGAGCGCAGCGAUAGAGAUGCUGACAGAGAACGAGGAGACCGAGACCGUGAACGCAGUGACCGGGACCGUGAACGUGGUGAUCGGGACCGUCCCAGAGGCGACCGAGACCGCGAUAGAGGUGAUCGAGAUCGCGACAGAGGUGACCGAGAUCGAGACAGAGGUGACAGAGAUCGCGACAGAGGUGACAGAGAUCGUGAUAGAGGUGACAGAGACAGGCGUCGUCCUUUCAACCGGGACAGGGACCACUUUAAGGAUCGAGACUCAGACAACAGGCCAUCAAAAGAGAAUGAACCUCCAAAAGAAGAAAAAAGUUUUGAGCCUGCACCACCUCCGAAAGAAAACGCUUGGACCAAGCGCCCUCAAUUAUCGGCAAAUAAUGGUCUGCCUGAAUCGGAUGAAUCAAAGAUAGUCAAGAAGGUAGACUCUGAGCCCAAAGAACAGAAGGAAGAAGUGAUUUCUGAAAUUAAGCCGAAAGCUGCUCCUGUCGAGCCAGCGGCAAAAGAACCUAGUAAACCGAAAGAAAUCAUCUCCAACGAUGCUAAAACGAAUUCACAACCUAUCACCGAGUCAAAGAAAAGUGAUACAACCGUGAACAAUCGUGCACCUCCAAAAGCGAGUGAGCCAGUCAAACCUCAACUGCAAGAACGGCAGGACCCCCAAGAGCCAGCAUCAGGUGACGGUGAUGACAGCGAAUGGAGCACCAAAGUCUCCAGAAUUGAACCAUCUGAAGAGAUCCAAUCAUCAAAAAUGCUCAAAGCUAAAGAACAAAAACCUCCUAAUUUUGCAACAGUCAACAAAUAUGCUCUUUUUGAUGACGAUCCAGAAGACAUCAACAAACCGAACUGAUUUUUUCAACUAUCGCACCCCUAUUUUUUGUCCCUUUCAAUUCUAUUCAUUAUCGCUCAUGGUUCAUCCAUGGUUAUUCAGUAACUUAACCCUUGCCUCCAACUUAAAGAUAAAUUUUAUGUAACAGAAUUUUAGUGUGUCCCAUCUAAUGAUUACAGAUCCUUUACUUAUGUUCGUUUUACUUUCAUCGAUUGGCCCUGUGUCCUCUUAUUUUCACCUUAAAUUAUUUCAUCAAGAAUUUUCUUUGUCUGUAACUGAAACUACAAGGCUGAAUUUUUUUUUUUUUUUUUUUUUUAAAUUAAUCUUUAUCGUGUUUAAUUCUCAAAAGGUGUUGAACAUCAGGAAUCCCAAGCGUUUAGUUAAGUAUCCAUUUGGGCCUGGUUUUUUUUUUUUUUUUUUAAUCAAUAUUUUUGCAUUUUUCCUGAAAAACGUCCCUCUUUUCCUCACAAUUUCAAAAAAUUGUUAAUUUUUUCUUCAGCCAAGAAAAUAUUUUUUUCUUUCUUCUCUUUUAUUUUUGUUUUUUUUUAAUUGUAAGUGAAAUUUGUCUAGAGACUUAAUCACUCCCUUUCUUGUGAAUAUAACUUCGCGAGUACAUACUGGAUAUUUAUUCUGUACCUACACUAUGUAUGUAUGUAUGUAUCAAUUGUGAUUUUAUAUUCUACGAUUCAACCAAGCGUUGCAGUCGCAACAAAAUUGCUAAAAGGUAUUUUUAUACUAUUUUUACUUCCCUGAUACGCAGUGUUACCAUUUCUAAGGCAGCUUGAUUUUCGUAGAGAUGGAGGACUAGACUCAUAUCGAUAAAAACUUUAAUGCGCUGGGUCAUCGUUCUUACAAACGAAAAAAAAUUGUCUGGAAACGGUACCUCCGCUGAAAGUCUGAGGAACUUUUCCAAGUCAGGGUUUGAGUGCUCUGUGUGUGCGUGUUUGUACAUUUAAGUAUGGAUGAAGCCGAUCGUCCGAAUAUCGGAAUUCGGCGAUCGGCAGAUUUUGUUGUAAUCUACUCUCGAAAACUUUCAGUCCUGUUUUUGGUCUUCUUUGCAUCAAUCUCACCACGUCAGUUUUGUCAGUUUGCAGUAAAAUUGCCCAAUCCUUUAAUUUCUGAUGGUUCUUUAACCAUUUUGUCUGUAGUAUGUAAUUUUCAGUCUGAAGUGAACAGUACGCAUCUUGAUUUGUCCGGGCGCAAGAAAAUUUAGUUCAUUGUUGUUAGAAUCAGAAUAAGUUUGAUAUCUUCGUUUUUAAUAGCUGCUUGCGUAAUUAUAGAUCUGAUGGCAUAACUUUCAGAUAUGUAGUUGGAUGAAACUCUAAAUUCUUGCAUUAUGAACUAAGAGGAAGUAAUUUCUGCUUCCUAUUGCUGACAAAUUUGUCAAUGUCUUGAUUUUCGUUAGAAUUAUAACUUGAGUUCUCCAGCAUUAAUAAAUUUGAGAUAAUUUGAGGCCUGUGAUAAGACACUGCAAUAUUCUAGUCAUGGCUCUCUCUCUCCUUAGACUGAGAAAUUUUAUCAUUCCAAAGUUGACAAUUGGGAAUCAAUUUUGCUCAAUUUGAAAGCACAAGUAAACUUAUUUGUUUCUUUUAUUUUGCCGAGUUGCAACAUGAAUAUGUUCUCUUUUAUGUAUAAUUAUGCUUUUCAAGACGUUUUCCCCCUGUUUUGCACAGAAAUCACGAUGAUCUAAACUAUCAAAUAUAAAUGACAAAUUGUAUAUUUAGACGCAUUUUAGACCUUUCCCACUUUUACAUUUUCCAAUUGUUUUUCUGAGAAAAAGGUAUGAGUUCAAAUAAGUAAUCAGUCAAAAUACCUUCAAUCAACAUAUUACUAUUGUCUUCAUUGUUCUAUCUACGUAUUCGUUCGUCAUCUGAAUUAAUUUCUUGCGCUCGGAUAAACAGAAGCUAAUGUUAAGUAUUAUUCUUUUGCCUUUUUCAUCAGUUUUUUUUUUAUUUUGCGGCCCUCACCGCUCCACGCAAUUUAUCAGUUUUGAAUCUACUCCAAUGUACAUAAUACUACACGCAUAUAGGUUAUUAAUUGAUUAGUUAAUUCAAUAUUUUGGUGUAUUUUGUUUACCUUUUUAAUGAUUGGUUUUUAAUAUUGUUGCAACUGAAACCUUAGUUUGUUUAUAAAUUGAAUAAACUUACUAUUAUAUUUGGUAAA
Messenger RNA from Bemisia tabaci, 4843 nucleotides. RefSeq names its product eukaryotic translation initiation factor 4B (gene eIF4B). Lineage: Eukaryota; Metazoa; Arthropoda; Insecta; Hemiptera; Aleyrodidae. The record is from RefSeq and is a predicted model, not a curated record. Gene Ontology annotation, molecular function: RNA binding.